UUUCGAAUCUUCUUCUGCUCUUUCUUCCACCUCUAUCUCGUCUUCCAAUCCCUUAUUGCGAUACGACGACGAUAUUAGUAAUCCUCUAAUUCGCGUCUGCCUCCGAGUCUUAAUACACGGCUGUGUAAAAUGAACGAUGUUUCAAGGAAGACUGGACCAAUGCGGCACUGUUCGUUUCGUUAUACAGGGAUUCCCUGGAGGUCACGUAUACCCGCAAAUAGCCAGCGGUCCUCUUAAGGUGGGAUUUCCUACCUGCGACAGAGGAGACUUCAGAGAAAAAAAUGGUUUGCUACAUACGUUCGAGAUCAACGAGGAGGAGGAGGAGGAGGAGGGCACGAAAGGAUCGAAAUUCCCAAAGGCGGAUCCGACGAAAACUGUAAAAUGUUUCAACCGUCCAGCAGCAGGAUUAGUUACGACCGACCCGAACCAAUUACGCCCUGCGCCGGUUCUACUGUCCACCGUUAGAUAUUUGUUUACCAAGAUAGCUACGCGAACGGACGUCGAUUGGACAGUGGCGUACGAUUUCAUCUUCGACCGUUUGAGAUGUGUAAGGCAAGACGUUGCGAUUCAACGAAUCGACACUCUUACGAGCAUUCGUCUGUUCGAACCUAUUGUUCGAUUUCUCGUCUAUUCCGCGCAAAGAUUGUGCGAACGAAAUAUAUCGGAAUUUAACGGAAAAAUCAACGACCAACACCUUGCCGAAUGCACGACGCACUUGCUCGUCUUAUAUGACGAAUCAGAGAAGGAGGAGGAGGAACUCGAGCGAGCUGUGGAGAAGCUAAGGUUGAACAACAACAAUCGUCAACAAAUGGAAGCGUUGUAUAUUCUGUCAAACAUGGGUAACACCGAAGCUUUAACAAGGGCAUUGCAGCUUCCUCUCGAUAUACGGAGAUCCCCGGACGUUCAACUAUCGAUGAAAAUAUCGUUGGCUUGGUAUCUGAAAAAUUACGCACGCGUUUGCUCUUCGAUUCCACAACUUUCUCCCAUACUUGUUUGCGCAGCUAUGACCAAUAUACAAAAAUUAAGAAGGGCAGCGUUGAAAAUCAUGAGUUCAGGAUACAACAGUAAAGUCUUAACAUUCCCAGGACUUAAAUUGCAAGAACUGUUAUUGUACAACGAGAUAGAGAGAGUUCGGGCGGACUGUACGCUGUUCGGUCUUGCAUUCGUCGAGGAAAAUGUUUCAUUUCAAAAAGCAAAUUUCAAAGACCAAGUUGAACUAGCACACCCACAAAUGUAUUACACACGUCACUUUUUACACGAUCUUUUGCCACGCAUUUUACUCGAAUCGAAUCGAAUAUAAAAUAAAGAACGACAACAACGUUCACUGCGAAUCACUGGAAGAACUACUCGAAGAAUCCGUGGACAUAACUUCG
Habropoda laboriosa is the source of this 1373-nucleotide messenger RNA. RefSeq names its product SAC3 domain-containing protein 1. Gene Ontology annotation, cellular component: nucleus; centrosome; spindle. The record is from RefSeq and is a predicted model, not a curated record. Lineage: Eukaryota; Metazoa; Arthropoda; Insecta; Hymenoptera; Apidae. The transcript has 6 exons. The coding region runs from base 137 to 1300 and encodes 387 amino acids. Gene Ontology annotation, biological process: spindle assembly; centrosome duplication.